AAAAAGGAUGCUGUCUAGGACAUUAUAUCCUAUAUAUAAUAUAUAAAUCAUACAGUGAUCCAGACGUUUGGCAUAAUCUGAUUUUAGAGCCAAGAAUACUUUUUUUCCCCUGAGCUUUUAAUGUGAUUCCAGAUUAACUUUCUUCUGUUUUAUUUUUGUGAACACUGGCCAUCUGGAGAAGUGAUUCUCACUGCCCAUCAAGUCACCUGAAGGACUUUGAGAAAGGACAGAGGCCCAGAGCCCCAGAUCCCAUUCCAGCUGUGCAGAGUCCAAAGCAACCAGAGGUAAAGGAAUCUAACAAGUUGCCAAAGAACACGAUGCCAAGCAUUACUCAAAAAGUUGAUGAAGCACCUUGUAGAAGACACCGCCACCCCAAAACAAACUAGGACACACAGUGAAGAUGACCAAUGAAAACCAAAAGGUCUAUGGUUACAAUUAAGAACAUCAAGAAGAGGCAGCAAAGGACAAAGGAGGUCAAGCUGCCCAUACAUGGAGGAAGCCAGUUUCUCAGAAGAUACAACUUCUGAGCAACAGGAAUGUUUGCCUUUUGGUAGAGAUUUCUCCCAAAUUAAGAUAUACAAUGGUUACAAAUUUACCUCAAAAAAUGACAUCCUUGAUGUCUCAUAUCAAAUUAUGUCAACAGUAGAUGACCCUGAAAAAAAGGCUACUUAUAAAGAGAUUUGCACAAAUGCAGACAUGGCCAAGACUUUGGAUAAAAUGACGGAAACUGUUGUCAACAAAAACCAUGAUAAAGAGAAACAAUCCUCCAUAAGUCUUGAUAUUCCAGCUCAUGAAAGAGACUCUUCAAAGUCAAACCUUUCUAAUAUUUUACUCCAUCAUCUUUCCAAAGAGGAAUUCUUAAAAGGUCAAGGCAUUAAUUGUGAAACUUUCCCCGACAUUUCUAAUGCGGACCAUUCUGAUGAAGCCAUUAUUAGAAAUAUUAUUUUGUGCUAUGCUAAGAAUUCUUGCCCAAAAGAACAAACCCUAGAACUCACAGGCCCUCUCAGCUCCAAAAGGGAUGGUGAAAACAGCAAUAAGCACUGUGGUUCUAGAACUAUGAGAGAAGAAAUCACCUCUGAUUUAGAAGAGCCAGUGGUUGCUGGAGAGAGCAGCUAUCAAGGAACUUCACAUUUUCUAACUAAAAUCAAGAGUCCACAUGAUAAGCCAAAAAGUUUCCAAGGACAGCCACCCCAGAAACAGCAGACUGAAAAAGCAAUUUCAGGCAAUGGGUUCAAAUAUGGACAUGGUCAGAUGGAGCCCAUAAUACAUAUUCACCAAGAAUAUCUCACAGGAAUAGAAUCUGAGACAAGUGUCUUUAAGGUGUCAUCAACCUCUCAGAAAGACCCUUGCCCAAGUUCUUCUUACGUAUUUCAAAAGAUAACUGAAGGGAAACAGAUGUGCCAGAAGUUAAAAGAACAGACUGAUCAACUGAAGACUAAACUACAAGAAUUUUCCAAAAGCAUAGCACACGACUCUCCAUAUCACUUGCAAGACAAGAAGCUGGUCCUGGAGAAACUUCAGGGACAUCUUGAACUACUGGAGCAGGAGUUUCAGGACAACAAGGAGAAGCAUCUGACUUUGAAGCAAGUUCACAGGCAUGAAUCCCCAGCUGUUGGUGACUUUGAUCCAGAAAGGGUUAAAGUCUUGCUAGAACUCACCCAGAAUCCCACUUGGAUUUGGUGGCUUUUGGGCAGAGAAGUGGAAGGUGAAAUUUUCAAGUUGGAGAUGCUAUUUGAAGACGUUAAAGAGAAAAUGAAUGAGGGCAAAUAUAUGUCAGCCGUUUCUCUUCCCGGGAGUUCUCCUCAAAUCAUCCCAGAUGACUUGGCAUCCACAUCCUCUCCACCCUCAAAUGAGGAGAACCCCAACACCACCGGGGGAAGGCCGGACCAUGCAGAGACAACGAGUCCACGCUGUGCCUGUAGCCACCCGGUCCUUGAAUGGAAGGAAAUCAUGGAGAAACAAGGGCACAGAAGGCCCAGCUAUGGAAGGUGUCCCACUGCCAUUCGGGAAAAGGCACCGCACGCAGACUCAAUUCUCGGUUCUGAUACAGGCCACAGCUGCUAUUUUGCUCCUAAGACUGGACUGUCCAGUGAUAAAUGUCAGAACUGCGGCACUAUGAGUCAUAAUUCCAGGAAAGCCUGUGGCAAAAAAACAACUGAAGAAUUUCAUUAUCGAUACAACACCCCAGGAGAGAAUUACAUAACUCAUAGUGAAAGAAGCGACUUUGUCCAGAUCUGCUUUUUAAAUGAAAAUAAAAAUUCUUCACCGUCUUGUUCAAAACCAGAAUGGAUCUGUUCCCAGACAUCAAAUCCAAAAUCCUCUCAAGAUGAACAUGAGUCAAUACCAGGAAAAAAAAAUCUUAAGAUUUUCAUGACUUACAGUUCAGACCUUGCUACACCCACACCCUAUUUCCAGCCCUUCAGGAUUUCUGGAAGCAAAUCCUUAAGCAACUUGGACAGUAUGGAAACUGAAUCUGAGAUUUUAAACUCGUCUUUGGAUCAUGCCCUAAGGACAGCAACCAUUUUGAAAGAAACUACUGAUCAGAUGAUUAGAAGUAUUGCAGAAGAUCUUGCCAAAGUACAGAGAUGGAGGAAUCAACUGAAAUACUAGUUUGACCCAAGGCAACAGAAGACUUAAAAAAAAAUGCGAAGAAAACUUCCCUCAAAAAAUAUCUUAUUACACAAUUUUGGAAGGGAACUUUCUAGAGAAAAUACCAAAACCAUAGGAAAUGUGGGGCCCCAAGUGCUUAAAAGAAAA
This is a messenger RNA of Suricata suricatta (meerkat), 2757 nucleotides long. It is a transcript of the gene AKNAD1, whose product is annotated as AKNA domain containing 1. Bases 490 to 2610 code for a protein of 706 amino acids. Lineage: Eukaryota; Metazoa; Chordata; Mammalia; Carnivora; Herpestidae. The transcript is spliced from 16 exons. The record is from RefSeq and is a predicted model, not a curated record.